This is a messenger RNA of Malaclemys terrapin pileata, 2880 nucleotides long. It is a transcript of the gene PPP1R3C, whose product is annotated as protein phosphatase 1 regulatory subunit 3C. Gene Ontology annotation, cellular component: protein phosphatase type 1 complex. Gene Ontology annotation, molecular function: glycogen binding; protein phosphatase 1 binding. The transcript is spliced from 2 exons. The record is from RefSeq and is a predicted model, not a curated record. The coding region runs from base 163 to 1125 and encodes 320 amino acids. Gene Ontology annotation, biological process: regulation of glycogen biosynthetic process. NCBI's taxonomy places the organism in Eukaryota, Metazoa, Chordata, Testudines, Emydidae.
CAGACUACGUUCUCUGGUAGUCUGCAAAGAGCAGCUACUGCAGAGGGGGUUGCUAAGAAAGGGAGGAGAUUGUGCAAAGGUUUAAUCAAGCUAGAAGCACUUAAUUAACCUUCACCGCUUCUUCUCCAUGCUCGUCUCUUCUGGCUUAGUUUGCUCUAUUUAAUGAAUUGUACCAGAAUGAUACAGAUCUUGGACCCAAGACCUUUGCCCAGCUCCAUGAUGCCCGUUGAUGUGGCCAUGAGAAUUUGCUUAGCCCAUUCGCCACCUCUGAAGAGAAUUCUCAGCCCUCUCGAUGACUAUCAAAGAAGAAACUUUGUUAACAGAUUCAAGCCUCUCAGACCAUGUCUCAAUGUGAAACGUGAAUCUGACUGUCGAAACAAUGACUGGAACCGCUCCCCAAGCCGAGCCAAGAAGCGAGUCGUGUUUGCAGAUUCAAAGGGGCUAUCUCUGACUGCAAUCCAUGUCUUCUCUGAAAUCCAGGAGCAUCCGGUGUGGGAUCUUCAGUAUGACUUGUUAGACCUUGAAGACAUAACUGCUGGUUUAAAACUACAUGAAGAGAAAAAUUUGAUUCUGGGUUUCCCUCAGCCUUCAGCUGAUUACUUAGAUUUUCGGAAUCACUUGCAGAAGAACUUUGUCUGUCUCGAGAAUUGCACCCUCCAAGAAAGGGCUGUGGCAGGGACUGUGAAAGUGAAAAACGUGAGCUAUGAGAAGAAGGUUCAGGUUCGAAUUACCUUUGAUACGUGGAAAACCUACACUGAUGUUGACUGUGUGUAUAUGAACAAUGUGUAUGGUGACUCUGACAGCGACACCUUCUCAUUUGCUAUUGAGCUGCCUCCAGCCAUUCCCACUCAAGAGAAGAUUGAGUUCUGCAUUUCUUACCAAAGUGGUGAGCACAUCUUCUGGGACAAUAACGAGGGUCAGAACUAUAAGAUUGUCCAUGCAGAAUGGAAACCUGAUGGCGUUCAAGCACCAGCAUCUACUAAGAGAGACUGCACAGUUCCUAAGAUUCCAAGGAAGACACAUGAAACAGAGUGUGAGCAGCUUGGCAGUCCGAGGCUGUCAAAUGGCUUCUUUCCUGAGUGGCAAAGCUGGGAUAGGAUUGAAAACUCAUCCCCAUAUUGGUGAAUGAACUACUAGCCCAUGAGCAUUCCUGCUUUCAGUAACUAAACAGUGUUAGUCUUCAGCCUCUGCUUCAUGUACAGUACACCAAAACCUGCUAGAAAGUUUUGCUGACUCUUCUUACAAAUCCAAAUUCACUAGCAUUUUGGGACUUGUUGAGUUAAGCAAUUGACCAUCUGAGAACUUCUAAACUUAACCACAUCUUACCCUUAGAGAAAAAGGGGUCUAUUUCAAAAUGGAAAAACAAGCCCCUCAGUCAGUUACCUACUGUAGAAAUAGCAUGUCUGUGUUAAGUAUAUGUGACUUUCUUUGCUAUUCACUAGCCUUAAUCAUGGGGUAAGAAACACUUGUGAGGAAGUACAAUGUGUGGUGGAGUUUUGGGAAGCUGUAAUAAUUGUGUGGGGGGAUGUUAUGUGAACAGAGCCACAAUUCAUUUUUUUUGCAUGGCAGAGUAUGUAGUAGAGAUGAAAUAUUGCUGCCAAGACAGAGGUUUGUCUUAACCCUCUACAUCCUCAUGGAAACAAAAUGCAAGGUUAUGAUUCUGUGGUAUGAAUAAGGAGUAUCUUUUUGGGUGGAUAACAGAAAAGUCAGAGAAGGGGAAGAGGUAAGAUGCACUGUAUAUUUUAGGAAAGCGCAAAAACUUUUGGAAGCUGGUCUUCCAAAAAUCACAUGGGGCAAUUUUUAAGGGGUAAAAAUGAAUUAAGCAAUAAAGAAAGUGCAAUUAGCUUAAACUGCAGCCUUUUUGUUCUAACUAUUUCAUAUAUGAAAAUAAGUGACUGAGUAAUGGUAGAUGGUAGGAGUGAACUCUGUAAAUAUGCUUAUGUAUAUUUAAUCUUGUGGGUGGUGCCUAUCUUGUACCAUACGCUCAAAGUUCUGCCUUCACUUAGACCCAUGCAACCCCACUGACUUCACAGGCAGAAUUUGGCUCUAUGUACAUUUAAGAAUUCAUGUGCCUUUUAAAAAUCCCCUAGAUGCCAAAAAUCAUAUCUGGAAAAAAUCAUUUACAAGACAGACCAUGUAACUUAUAAAAUGUCCUAAUUUAUAGACGAGUUAAAUGUGUUUGGUUCAUCUGCUGAUCUGAUCUUUCUUAUGAAUGUUUGUCUUGUCUCUUAUGGUAUUUUGUUCCCUAUUGCAGUCAGUAACACUUGAGUCAGAAAUAGUUUUCCAAAGCAGUAAAGUAAACUUAGGCAACUGAGGUCCUUCAUAUUGAAGAUGGUGAGGUAACUGCACUUUUUGAAAGCUAAUCUGUUGAAAAGAGCAGGCUUGCCAUUCGUUUUCUCUAGAAAGAAUACUAUUCAUAGUUAAAUAUCUUGCACAUAAAUAGGAGCAGUUUUCUAUGCUGCUUCUCAUACCUCAGUCAUUUUCUGUGAAGUCAAAAUGUUUGUGGUGUGGUGUGGUUUGUUUUUACAUAUUUCAGCAAACCCAGUGUAUUUUUGCACUUUGUGCUUCACAUUCUGAGCUAUCAAAGUGUAAAGAUAAUCUUUUUCCUGUGAGAAUGAAGUGGGAGAUAUUAAGAAUGUAUGGGAUGCAGCAACUCUAAAUAUGUACAAUACACACACCUGUGUUCACUUGUCUGCUAUACUGAGCUGAUGACAUGAAAAUGCAAGUCACAUUACUCACUCAGAUACUGAGGAUUAGAGCAUUUUUGUAAGGUGAAAUUAGCCUCUUCCGCUACCACCCAAAUAUUUUUCUACUGUAACUAUCACUGUACUAUGUAAACUGGUCCAUUUUAAGAAUAAAUCAUAUUUUUUUUGUUUUUGA